AUGCUCGCAGCUACGAAUUAUGAUGGAACGUUCAAAUAUACCAGCUACUUCGGCAACACAGGCCUGAAGCCCGAUGCGAAACAAGUAUCAGAAUCGACGACCUUCUGUAUCGCUUCAUCCACCAAGCUCGCAACUUCCGUCGCAGUGAUGCAAUGCGUCGAGCGUGGCCUCAUUAGUCUAGAUGACGAUGUCUCUGUUUUCUUGCCCGAAUUGAAAGGUGCCCAGAUCUUCACCAAAAUUGAGGAUGGGAAGCCAGUCAUGAAGAAAGCUCAGAAUACAAUCACAUUGAGUCAAAUGCUUUCGCAUACCAGCGGGCUUUCAUCUCUCGAAGACGAGGAGAUCAUGGGAUAUUACCAAGCUAUUGGGGAUUCCAGAGGAACUCUACUCAUGCGGUAUUUCAUGUCCGAGGACGAGGACGUGAGAGCGAAAGCACUCCCCGAAGUCCAACAUGUUAUGAACAGUCUAGAAGUUGAGCCGCUCCUUUUCGAGCCUGGAACGGGUUGGACUUAUGGUCAAGGUACAGAUUGGGCUGGACAGUUGGUGGAAAGGUUGACCCAUCAGUCCAUCGAGCCCUACUGCCAAGCCAACAUUUUUGCCCCCCUCUCGAUGAAAAGCACAACCUUUCGCCCAGCAGACCACCCUCACAUCCGCGAAAACCUCAUGGAAAUGGCUUUCCGCCACAAAGAUGGCACCAUCAAAAAUGAAGCCAGCAUAUAUCCCAUCACUCCAACGAUUGAACUGGGUGGUAGCGGUCUCUACACUUCAGCUCCAGACUAUCUUGUAUUCCUCACAUCUCUUCUUCGCAACGAUGGCAAAGUAUUGAAGCAAGAGACUGUAAAUCUUAUGUUCAACUACAAGAUCCCCGACAAGGAUAUCAUGAAAAGCGAGAAAGUGAUGGAGUUCUUUGAGGACCCGGCGGAGCCUGAUAUGGCAUAUGAUCAUUGCCUUUGCGGGCUGGUAAAUUUGAAGCAAGAGAGUACGGGACGAAAGGUUGGCAGUGUUCGUUGGGGAGGAGGGACAAAGAGCUUUUGGUGGAUUGAUAGGGCUGCUGGAGUCUGUGGCUUCUAUGGCACCCAGAUUCUUGGUCCUGCUGAGAAGCUAUCUGGUGAGAUGUAUAGGAAGUUUCAGAGUGCGGUGUAUGACGAACAUGCUCGCGUUGAAGCCUUGUAGUAGACGUGCACCUGAAGGGUUGAGCUGAAGUUGGAUGUGCCAGUGGGAAGCAGCAGAGUUGCACUCCACAAAUUUCAUUAUCUAGUGUCUUUCAAAGAAAUAUAUGUUGUCAUGUAAUCUCUAAUUACUUGUUUCCAAUAGCUUGCAAGCCCUCAAUUUUGAAACGGAUAAAGUUUGGAGGGAUAGCACCCCC
Hyaloscypha bicolor E is the source of this 1363-nucleotide messenger RNA. Its product is annotated as beta-lactamase/transpeptidase-like protein. Bases 1 to 1170 code for a protein of 389 amino acids. The transcript has 6 exons. Lineage: Eukaryota; Fungi; Ascomycota; Leotiomycetes; Helotiales; Hyaloscyphaceae. The record is from RefSeq and is a predicted model, not a curated record.